Molecule: messenger RNA, 3365 nt
Organism: Girardinichthys multiradiatus
Lineage: Eukaryota; Metazoa; Chordata; Actinopteri; Cyprinodontiformes; Goodeidae
Gene: smg8
Product: SMG8 nonsense mediated mRNA decay factor
Exons: 5
Coding region: 46-2817 (923 amino acids)
Biological process (GO): nuclear-transcribed mRNA catabolic process, nonsense-mediated decay
Source: RefSeq, a predicted model, not a curated record
ACCGGAAAUGUGCAGGGAAACAGUUCCGUUUCUGUUUUCAUUCCCAUGUUUUCCACCAAACAGGAAACGAACAUGGCUCCUCAUGUGAACCUCGGGGCUCUGCUUCAGCAGGAGUUCCAGGAGGACGUUGCGCACCGGGAGGACGGACUGUGUGUUGUUGGUAUCUUCGGUAAAAGCAGCACACAGACUGGACCUCUGAAAGGGUCUCUCAUCAACACGCUGGCGGACAAACACAUCUUCUCUCUGUUCGGUGAGUCGGAGGAGGGCGACUCGGCAGACAGCCACAUCGAGGCUUUCUACGACCAGGAGAACCGGGUCCUGUACCUGCUGCUGUCCUCUGUCUGCGACAGCCGGCAGCUGCUGCGGGCCUGCCGGUCCCUGAGCGCCGGGAUCAGCCAUUCUGACGCCCACGACUUCUGGAAGGGCCUGGACCGACAGCACUGCCUGCACCUGCUCUACAUGUUCUCCGUGUGCCACGUCCUGCUGCUGGUCCAGCCCAGCCAGACUUUCGAUGUGACCCACGAUAGGCUCUUCAGGGCCCUGGACGCCCUCCGGCAGAAGGCCCUGCCGCUGAUCCGGGCUGCCAUCAAAGACUGCCCCGUGUCCAAGGAGUGGAAGCUGAACUGCAGACCCUGUCCUCCGCGGCUGCUGUUUGUCUUCCAGAUGACCGCAACUCUGAAGGUCUCUGGGAACGGCUCGGACUCUGGAGGAAACCCCGAUAAACCCAAAAAGCACUCUCCGAGGAGGCGCCUGCAGCACGCUCUGGAGGACCAGAUUUACCGGAUCUUCCGUAAAAGUCGAGUCCUGACCAACCAAAGUAGUAACUGUCUAUUCACGGUGCCCGCCAACCAGGCGUUCGUCUACGUGAUACCGGCAGCAGAUAAGGACCCGGUGGGCACUUUGCUCGGCCAACUGCGGUCCAACUGCAUCUUGUCCGAGCAGGACACCACCCCGGUGCUGUCCGGGCCCAGGAGGUACCAGCAGAUGCGCCGAUCAGCUCGGCAGCCCAGCGGAGAGUCGACCAGCAUGUUGAUGGGCAGUCAGCUGGUGGACUGCAGCCUGAAGGAGUUCCUCUGGCAGCACGUGGAGCUGGUUCUGACAAAGAAGGGCUUCGACGACAGCGUCGGCCGCAACCCCCAACCUUCUCACUUUGAGCUGCCGACCUACACCAAGUGGGUCCAGGUGGCUUCCAGACUCUAUCAAGUCCUGAUUACCAACACGGACGAGGAGAUAGCAGAGCUGGCCACCAAAGUGCAGAGUCAGGUGAAGGUUCUGGAUGGCUUUCUCGACGCCGAUGCAAAGUUUUCAGAGAACAGGUGCCAGAAAGCUCUGCCGCUGGCGCACAGCGCGUACCAGUCCAACCUCCCCCACAACUACACCACCACGGUGCACAAAAACCAGCUGGCACAGGCCCUGCGGGUGUACAGCCAGCACGCCCGCGGGGUGGCUUUCCAGCGCUACGCCCUGCAGCUUCACGAGGACUGCUAUAAGUUCUGGACCAAUGGCCACCAGCUGUGUGAGGAGCGAAGUCUGACGGACCAACACUGUGUGCACAAGUUCCACCUCCUCCCUCAGCCAGGUGAGACGCCGGACAUGGACCACAACCCGCCCAUCAUGAAUCACAACAGCAGGGGGCGCUCCACCAGCUCCUGUAACUGUGGCAGGAAGCAGGCUCCUCGUGAAGAUCCAUUUGACAUCCAGGCUGCCAAUUAUGACUUCUACCAGAUCCUGGAGGAGAAAUGUUGUGGGAAGCUGGAGAGAAUCGCCUUGCCUGUCUUCCAGCCCAGCACUCCAGACCCAGCGCCGGCCUCAGACCAGGUUCAGCGACUCCCCUCUGAGGGGUCGGGCGACGCAGAGAAGCUGAAGGAGCCGAGCACCGCUCAGAGUCACACACCUGGAGACACCAGCCUCAGCCUGGCUCUCAGUCUGGGCCAGUCCACAGAUAGCCUGGGGCCCUACGGGGACGGAGACGGGGCCGAAAACCAAGUCCAACCAAAGAGGCCAAGCCUCAUUGACCGUCAGCCCUCCACGGUGGAGUAUCUCCCUGGUAUGACGCACUCUGCCUGUCCUAAAGGCCUCCUCCCAAAGUUCUCAAGCUGGUCCCUGCUGAAACUGGGCUCAGCAAAGUCCUACAACUGCCAUACUGGCUUGGAGCAGCCAAGCUUUCUCCCGGGUUCUUCGUUCCUCCUGCCGUGGGACUUGGUAAUCCGUUCUCGAUCGGAGGAGGACGCAGGACUCAUGGAGCCAUUGGAUGGAGGCUCGUCGUCUUGGCCGGCCCCCAACAAGAGCCUGGUGGGUAAGCGGGGAAGCGCCGGAGGCCUCGGCAGGGGUCGCAGGAGGGACGACAUGGCUCGGGUGUUCGUGGGGUUUGAGUAUGAAGACAGCAGGGGGAGACGCUUCAUUAGCAGUGGGCCUGAUAAAAUAGUGAAGGCCCUGGGGCCAGGGGGUGCCAAAGAUCCCGCCACCAGAGUGCUGAACACCGACAUGCCACUGUACGUCCCGUCUCCAUCCCAGGGUCGAGGCCUGAAGCCGCACUUCGCUCAACUGGCUCGUCUUUUCAUCGUCGUGCCUGAUGCUCCGCUGGAGAUAACCCUCAACCCCCAGGUACAGCCCGGUCCUCCUCCUUGCCCGAUCUUCCACCCAGAGCAGACGGAGGUGGUGUUGCCGCCUGAUGGGUUCUGGGUGCUGCGGUUUCCUUAUUCCUACGCCACAGAGCGUGGCCCCUGUUUCCCCCCUAAAGAGAACCAACCCCUCAGCAACUACAAGGUGCUGCGUGGCAUCCUGAGGGCCACCACGGCCAACCCCGUGCCACAGUGAUCUGCUGCUCUGUUAACAGUCAAGCACACAGAAACUUCUCCUUUUCAUUUUUAGAUGGAUUAAAGCAUCAUAAUUUCUGUGUAUACCACCAAGAUGAAAGAUGGGACUUUAAAAUGCUCUGUUGAACCAUCAUGGCCAAUGCUCCUGGGACUUUAAAUACUUGUCUUUUUUCUGUAGUCAUUUAAAAAACACUGCAUUUUCUUCAAUCAAUGGGAAAUCUUAUGUGAGACGUUAGAAUAAAGCAAAUAAUAGUAGACAGUAGGGGGCGUUGUGGGUGCAUGUUGUUCAAUCAGGGAUUCCUGUUGAUACUUUCACUGGCUCACUAACUGCUGUAGGCUUCAGAUUAUUCAAAACUUGGACUGAAUUUAAUAUAAACACUUAAAUCACUGUCGAUGUAUUUAAAAGUGUUUUUAUUUUCCUUUCUGUAUGUUUAAAGCAAAGCCAACCAACUUUCUGCAGCAGGGCCGAUUUUUCAGUUUGUAUACAUUAAUUACUGGAGUACAUUAUGUUCUUCUUUCUGUAAAUAAAUACACAAGUUUUAAUUAUCA